Molecule: messenger RNA, 2290 nt
Organism: Siniperca chuatsi (mandarin fish)
Lineage: Eukaryota; Metazoa; Chordata; Actinopteri; Centrarchiformes; Sinipercidae
Gene: fam8a1a
Product: family with sequence similarity 8 member A1a
Exons: 5
Coding region: 308-1264 (318 amino acids)
Source: RefSeq, a predicted model, not a curated record
UGCUAUUAGCCAUUCCCACAACAUGAUGGUAUUUCGCUGUUAUCUGCUGCACAUAUAAGAUAGGCAUUAUAAUUCUAAAUUACACAUUACUGUUUCAUUUAAAUUACCGAAAUAUUAUACAAUGACGCCAAUCUGGAAAGUAACGUCUUACGUUGAGCGGUCCCGGAUAUCCCUGAAUUUACAAACACACUUAACCAUCGCUGUGCCAGUAACCUGCUGAGAGCUAAUGAACGGAGCAAAGGAAGUAUUAAAGACGUUUAAAAAGAAUUUCAUGUCAUAUUAGGCAAGACUGGGAAGUGGGUCAGACAUGUUUGCGACUACGACUACGAGUGACAACGGCCGUGACGGUCCUGAAAGUGAUGCAAAGCCGCCUCGGACCACCGCAACAACGGAAUACUGCGCAAAGUUGCAGCAGUGGAUGUGGCAGUAUUACUGGGGGUAUGCCAACUGGCAGAGCUGGGUCUCUCUGUCAGCCUUCCCUCCUCCGUGCAGUUUCCCUCCGCCGGGGACAAGCGCUCAGACAGCGGGUACACCUGCCUCGACCUCCGGCGGCGGGCAGCACGCUUUUGACACGGGAAACUGGUACAGCUACCCUUAUCCCCUCGGUUUCCCUGCAUCCUCUACUCAUCCGGGUGCUGCCCAGACCGAGCAGGGCUCAGCCGCGACCCCGACCCCAGCUAAUGUUACUGAUGCCCGGCCAGCCCAGCAGCAGAAUGGGAAUCCAGCUCAGCCAGGACGGGAGUACACCAUCCCCUCUCCUCUCCAGAGGUUCCUAGCUGAGACAGUGGACUUCUUUAUCCUGUUUUGUGUGAAGGCCACCAUCGUGCUGUGGAUCAUGCAUCUGAGUGGUAUGAAGGACAUUGCCAAAUUUAUUACCCACUUCAUCGUGGAGGAGAUAGAUGAGAACACGUCCAUGGAGGACCUACAGAAGAUGAUGGCUGUAGCUCUGGUCUACAGGGUGUUAGUGUGCGUCUAUGAGACAAUCUGUAUUUGGGGUGCUGGUGGUGCCACACCAGGGAAGUUCCUGCUUGGCCUGCGGGUGGUGACAUGUGACACGUCCACUCUGGUCCGACCCAACCGAGUCCUUGUAGUCCCAGCGUCUAAUGUUUCCCUCUCUGCCUCCACAGUGCGGGCACUUAAUAAGAACUUCUCCAUUGCCUUCCUCUUUCCCGUCUUCAUCACUCUCCUUUUCUUCCAGCACAACAGGACUGUGUAUGACAUCGUGGCAGGGACCAUUGUUGUCCAGCGUAGAGGGGGCAGAUAGCCUCUCCUCCAGCAGCAGACUCUCGUAUACUUGGCAGGGUAACUACAAAGUGCUACAGGCCCAUGUGUGCUGAGUGUCUUGAAAUCAGUCACAAAUGAACUAACAUUGAAAAAAGCAAGGCAUUGGCCCAUUUCUUCACUGGAUCAAACAAGGACUUAAACUGCACUUUAAAAUUGGAUGCAUUGAGGUUUAGGCCUAGUACUUUGGAAUCAAAAGAAUCCAGCUUUACAUCUUUUGGUGUAAACAUUUUUUUUACCACAGAAUCAACAAUAAGCUGUCAGGAAGCCCUCUGAAGUAUUGUGAUUUUUGAUAAUUGCAAAGUAUGUUAAGCAGAAAAGGGUGCAGUCCAAUUUUUCUGUGAUAUGUUGAUAUUUUUCCUCAUAUGAUUUGAAUCUUGAUAUGUGUCCUAUGUCAUAAUAUAUUGUUUAUUUAUUUUUGCAAAGCUUAGAGCCCCUAUGUGUAGGAUUUAAAAAUUGUAACUUUGGCGACCCCCAGUGGCUGUACCAGAAAAGACCCCAAGAAGCCCACCAAUUUUCACAGUGGUUGUCUGAUUUUUCUACAAACAGAAACUGCCAUCAUAAUAAUUUGACACACGCUAUAAUCACAAACGAGUUCUACAGAUAGGGGCUUUAAAGCAGGAUUAAACAUUAUUAGGUUCUAAACAUUGCAGCAUUUUCUUGUAUGCAUUGUUGUUUUCUUCAAGGUAAUAAUGGUGAAUCAGAUGUUCGGUUUACUAAUGAUUUUUUUGUGUUACAUUGCGAUUAUUCUUAAGUAUUCACACUGAAAAGGCCAGGCUCAUUUGUAUCCAUUCUUUGUGCCUAUGGAUAUUUUGAUGAAGAACCUUCUGCCAUAGUGAAAUGUAACAAUAACUUUUCUCCCCAUGGUAAAAGGUUCAAACACAAGAAAUCAUGUUUGUGAAUUCCCCGCUCAUAUUUUCUGUCUUCAGACUUGUAAUUCUUGUGACUCAGGGCGACUAUUUUUCAAAACUCUUCUGGUAUUAAAGAUUAUAAAUGAUUUAUUCACAUA